AUGGCGGCAGCACAAUGCGCCGUUGCGAUGCCUUACGACAACAUGCCGGCCCUUGCUGCCGAGCACAACUCCGAGUGGCCCUUCUCUGAGCUCAUCCGCGAGUCCCCCUUUGAGCACCACAGGCGAGCUCACGAGUUUAGUGCCUCAAAGGCACUCGCCCCUUGUGCCUCCGAGACCCCAACCGGAAUGGGCCCGACGGUCAGCCCGGACACGGCCGCGGCGUUCUCAGCGUCCACCGCGUUCAAGAACAGCGCCACCACGUAUGGCGUGAGCAACGCGUCCUUCAUCAUCUCGGUGGUCAACGACGACGAUUCUUUCGAGUACGCCGAAAACAGAUUCCACGGCUGGAUAAACCAGGCCACCUAUAGCCCGUAUAACUGCCAGCUGGCGUGCAACGCCCUCAACGCCACUGGCAUCAAGUGCAACACUUACAACACCUAUUUUCUGCGCUCUCCAAGCAUCACGCCCAGCACUGAUACGUCGUGCCCCAACCCUCCGUCCAUGACCACCAUAGUAUGCGCGCUGUGGAAGAACAAGCUAUACCCCUGGGACGGCAUCAAUACUGGGGAGGUCCGCGGGAGGAACUUUACGGUUGUCAUCGCUGGCUCCAACUUGUACCAGAGAAACAACUCGGAAACUUUGUAG
Molecule: messenger RNA, 645 nt
Organism: Diaporthe amygdali
Lineage: Eukaryota; Fungi; Ascomycota; Sordariomycetes; Diaporthales; Diaporthaceae
Exons: 3
Coding region: 1-645 (214 amino acids)
Source: RefSeq, a predicted model, not a curated record